UCUGUAACACCCUAUCGAGGGCAUAUUUAAAUCAACAGGCUAGGCAGUUAGUUCGUUUGCAAUGUCUGUAUUCAUGCCGAUCAAUAUAAUAAUGAAGGCAAACACAUUGCUAAAUGUCAUACCAAAUGUGAUACUCUUUUUAAAUUAUUCCUCAUCAGCCUUGGGAGUUUUUGGUUCUCAAUAGAGACCAGAUGCGCUUUGACGCACGUCUCCAGCUUCGGCGCGCUUUUUUAUUCGCUCUCUGGAUAUUUGACUCCUCGGCUCUCGGCACCAUGUCAAACGUCAGAGAGCCCAGUUAUUCUAUAGGAAGAGGUUGUGUGUCAUUCAUACCGUACUCUUGAAGGGGGGCACGCUCGUUGUUGUUUUUUUUUCUUCUUCUUCUUUUUUUUUUAAUCGGGAGCAGGAGGUGGCAAACUCCUUCUGAUGGUUUCAUCGGGAGCUCUGUAGGGUUUCCUGUUUCCAUUUCUAGGCUGUGACGGGAUUUACUUGAAAAACCAAUCUGUUUCUGUGGGAUAUCUCCGUCAGGGAUCAUUUCAAAGAAAGAAGAUGGCUCUGGGUUACCUCUACGCGCUGUGCGUGUGGAUAGGUUUGUUGCAUCCCUCACUUGGAACCGGGUUCGUUUAUCGCUUUCCAGGGAUCACCCUGCAGCGGCACCGUAUCCACUCCGAACAGGGCAGCAGUACGGGUCCGCCGGGUGCAGGGUCCUCACUUAGGAACUGGUGUCAGUACACUGCUACCAGGACAGUGCCCUGCAAAGUGCACAAUGGGACUGAAACCUCAGUGCAGAGGGUGAUGCAGGGCUGCCGGUGGCCUGGACCGUGCAGCAAAGUCAUCAGCUACAGAACCGUUAUCAAGCCGUCGUUUAAGAUCACUUACAAGCAAAUCACGGCUCUGGAGUGGAGGUGCUGCCCUGGAUUUGUGGGGAUGGAGUGUCGCGAAGGUGAGUUUUGUUGUUUUUUUUCUUUUUAAAAGUCAGUCUUUGGGAACAGAGUUAUCAGAGACAAGUUUUCUCAAGGACCACAUCUGUGUGUUUUUAGCAGCACCAGGCAUCUCUACCCACAUCAGUGCCCUUUUUAUGUGAGGUGGUAUGUAUCUGGUUAGCUCGCUAAUCACCCCACUGUACUCUGAACCAGUCGGCCUCUUAAAAGUGGGCUUGAAUUAAGAGGGAGAGUCUGCAUUUGAUUA
Messenger RNA from Poecilia latipinna (sailfin molly), 1185 nucleotides. Its product is annotated as collagen alpha-1(XXVI) chain-like. The record is from RefSeq and is a predicted model, not a curated record. The coding region runs from base 547 to 969 and encodes 140 amino acids. The transcript is spliced from 3 exons. NCBI's taxonomy places the organism in Eukaryota, Metazoa, Chordata, Actinopteri, Cyprinodontiformes, Poeciliidae. Gene Ontology annotation, molecular function: protein binding.